AUCCAGAAUCUGAGCUAUGCAGGCUGUAUAACAAAAUUAUUACGUACGUUAAAGUAAUUUGUGUUUAAAAUGGCUGUUCGCGUGGAUGGCUCCGGCUUGAGCCAUAGGUUACCUUUAAUGAUUUUCGGCACGCUACAAUUGUUAAGCGGAUUAGGACUAAUCAUUUUGGAUAUUGUCACAUUCUCUCUUCUGGGAUGGUGGGGCGUGUUCAUCAGUGCCGGUGCAUCGGGAAUCUGGGCCGGUAUCUUCUAUCUAAUCACCGGUAUCUUCGGAGCCUACGGCAGCCGCGCCCUGCGUGCCGGUGAGCACGCCGAGAGCCGUCGCUGUCUCCUGAUCACGGCCCUCAUCCUCAGCAUCCUGGCCACCCUGGGCUCCUUCGUGCUGAUGGCCACCUUUGCCGCGUUCCUCUCCUUCAACAUCCAGUGGUUCUUUGACUGCGAAAGCCCCACGACACUGUGCCCGGAUGUGGCCACCUACGCCCAGCCGCUACUUUCGGCGUAUCUGGCCUUCACCCUGAUCGUCCUGGUGUCGUCCGUCAUGGUGUGCAUCUUCGCCGGGUUAAAUCUGAGCAACAUCAAAUCCAAAGCCAAGACUACCACCGUGACCUAUGUGACGACGACAGUGCCGGCCGCGAUUCCCGCACAGGUGGUGUAUCCCCAGACGGUCACCGUGUAUCCUCCGCUGGCACCAAGUCCUCAGAAAUAAAACUGCAGUGCUUUAAAUAAUCAUAUUACAGUUUUACAGAAGAGAUGUGCAGUUGCGUUAUGUCUGAGAGCGCUCUGCCAUUAACAGAAAAAUAAAUGGCUUAAGGUUCAA
Molecule: messenger RNA, 816 nt
Organism: Paramacrobiotus metropolitanus
Lineage: Eukaryota; Metazoa; Tardigrada; Eutardigrada; Parachela; Macrobiotidae
Exons: 2
Coding region: 70-705 (211 amino acids)
Source: RefSeq, a predicted model, not a curated record